This is a messenger RNA of Mycetomoellerius zeteki, 483 nucleotides long. RefSeq lists its product as uncharacterized. Lineage: Eukaryota; Metazoa; Arthropoda; Insecta; Hymenoptera; Formicidae. Bases 1 to 318 code for a protein of 105 amino acids. The record is from RefSeq and is a predicted model, not a curated record. The transcript has 2 exons.
AUGGUUGCAGAUAUUGUGUUGACGUUGCUAUGCGCCGUUUGCAGUGUAUUAGGAGAUCGACGUUAUAUCGCUAUUCCCGUCGAUAGUAUCGACGUCAUCGAGGUGAAUUCGAUCGCACCUUCGUUAUCAAGAGUAACAAAACAAAUGGAGGCGUAUGUACCAGUUGCUGUAUCAAGCGUUUCCCAUCAAGAUGAUUCCGAGAUACAGCAUUCCGAGCGAUUGGCAGCACAUGUCCUGGACUAUGUUGAUUUCGGAGGACAUACCAGCUCCAAUGGAGCUUUCAGCUGGUAUACUGAUUAUCCGGCUCAUCGUUUGUGAUUUUCUGAAAUAAUAACUUACCGAAACACACAAAUCGAAGAAAACAAAGAACAUCAUGAAACAUUGUGUGACACAUAAUACUAGAAGUUAUGUAUAUAUAGGACAAUGUUUAGAGACCCUCUAAUUAGAAAGCCGCAUUUUGAUUGGUCCGGCAUGUUUUAACAA